This is a messenger RNA of Magnusiomyces paraingens, 1149 nucleotides long. RefSeq lists its product as uncharacterized. Gene Ontology annotation, biological process: nuclear membrane reassembly; autophagosome assembly; Golgi organization. Bases 1 to 1149 code for a protein of 382 amino acids. Gene Ontology annotation, molecular function: ubiquitin binding. Lineage: Eukaryota; Fungi; Ascomycota; Dipodascomycetes; Dipodascales; Dipodascaceae. Gene Ontology annotation, cellular component: nucleus; cytosol. The record is from RefSeq and is a predicted model, not a curated record. The transcript has a single exon.
AUGCCCCCCAAAGACUCCAACAAGAAGAAGUUUGCUACGUUUGCUGAUCUCAAUGCCUCAGGCAGCGGAUCUGGCUCUGGGAAUUCGCGUGACCGCCCAGGUUCCGGAUCAGCAUCGCCUUUUGGCAGUAGAGACGAGCGCGAUCCAAAUGAUUUAUAUACGGGCGGUGAAAAAUCAGGGCUGGCCGUCAUAAACCCCAACAACAAUAAUAAUAAUAACGGUGCAGGAUCAUCUGGUGCCAGCUCACGCAGCAGUGAUACUUCCUCUAUCGGUGCUCAUUUGGUUAAUGAAAUUAUGCGCCACGCACGCGAAAACCGGCCACGCAUACAAGCCGAAGAUAGUGAUGAAGAAGAGUAUGAUGAAGAUGACGAGGAAUCUACCGAGGCUCGUAAGAGACGUGCAUUUCAAGGACGAGGUCACCAGCUAAAUGAAAGCAGCGAUUCGGCUCAAGGUGAUGGGGAUGAAUCGGAAGAUACUGAAGAUGUGUUUGCACGACAGAUGGAAGAAUAUGAGCGCGCCCGCAACACCCGUGUUACGCGUCAUUUGACAUUUUGGCGUAAUGGAUUCACAGUGGAGGACUCGCCAUUGUAUCGUUAUGACGACCCGGCAAACAUACCCCAUUUGCGUGCAUUGGACCAAGGCAUGGCUCCUCUGGCACUUUUGAAUGUGCUCCCCGGCCAGGCUGUGGAUCUUAAUGUCAUACAGAAGAAAGAUGAGGAUUAUGUUGAACCCAAGCGCAAGCCUGGUGGUUACCAUGGCGCUGGAAGACGUCUGGGUUCACCUGUGCCCGGCGAGGCUCACAUUAUUGCUGGUUCUUCGUCUACUAAGGACGAAGAAGGAGAAUCAGCGUCCAAGUCCUCGGAAGCUGCGGCUCCUGCAGCCCCUGUUUCCAAUGAAGGAGAGGGCGAUGCCGUUGUGCAAAUUCGUCUUGCUGAUGGAUCGCGUCACAAGCACCGGUUCCAAUCUGCCGGUCCGGUAGAGCAACUUUAUACUUUUGUGGACCAAAUAUUAACGGAGUCUGGCGGUAAUUCUGCAGGCCGAACCUGGGUACUUCAGACGACUUUUCCGAAUCGUGAACUGACAGAUCGGUCACAAGAUCUCAAAGCUGCUGGUGUUGUCGGUGCUGUUGUUGUUCAAAAAUUGACUUGA